This is a messenger RNA of Rhodotorula toruloides NP11, 2337 nucleotides long. RefSeq names its product para-aminobenzoate synthetase. The record is from RefSeq and is a predicted model, not a curated record. Gene Ontology annotation, biological process: L-tryptophan biosynthetic process. NCBI's taxonomy places the organism in Eukaryota, Fungi, Basidiomycota, Microbotryomycetes, Sporidiobolales, Sporidiobolaceae. The coding region runs from base 1 to 2337 and encodes 778 amino acids. The transcript has 9 exons.
AUGGCCAGCGACACAGGCCGGCGCCGGCUGCCCACAGUCCUCGUGCUCGACUUCUGGGAUUCGUACACUCGCAACGUUCUCCGCCUCGUCCACCAGAUCGCGGCGGGGAUGCACUUUGAUGGACAACAGGAGUGGGACUGCACAGACUGGCAGGACCGGGUCGUCGUGCUGAAUGUGGAUUCGCUGUCCUGGGAGUCUUUCGAGCACGACAUCCUCCCGUACAUCGACUGUGUCGUACUCGGACCCGGGCCUGGGACGCCGCACCGUCAGGCGGACUUUUCGUGGCCUACGAGGUUGAUCCAGCAGGUUGGCGACCGGAUUCCCAUCUUCGGGUUGUGCCUCGGGUUGCAGGGCCUCGCGACGAGCUUUGGCGGCACCGUCGUGAAAGCCUUCGCACCGAAACACGGCCAGAUCAGCCAGAUCCGCCACACCGCUGGCUCGCAGGACUCGCGCAACCUCUUCACCGACGUGUCGAACGAGUUCGAUGCCGUCCAGUACAACAGCCUCGUAGUCGACCCAAAGUCGCUGCCUGCGGAACUCGAGGCGAUUGCCUGGACGAAAGAUGCGAAGGGUGCCGACGAGAUCAUGGCGCUGCGGCAUCGCGAAAGACCGUUGUACGGCGUGCAGUUUCACCCAGAGUCCAUCUCCUCGACAAGUGGCGCUCGCAUUCUCAGCAACUUCUUCCACCUCGCACUCGACUUCCACGACACCGCGUCCCGGUCUCGACCCCCGUCUGCAAAUCUCCCGACGCACAUCCUCUCGCUCUCGACCGCUUGUCGCCCUCCGCCAACCCCUUCACCAUCCUCCACUCCGAGCCUACGCUACGAGUUGCGGACUGAGAGGAUCGAGUCGGACCGCGAAUGGACGCCGCAGCGAGUUUUCGAGGAAUUGGUCAAAGGGCGGAGUCCGGUUGGCGAGGUGUGGCUUGAUUCGGCGAGGCCCACUGGCCUGCCGCAGUACGCCCACCUCUUCGCGCCACAAGCUACCUUCGCCUACUCCGUCGCCUCCCACUCCCUCCUCAUCCGCGACGCCGCCGCCUCUCGCCAAGUACAACUGCCUGCCGACUCGACCUUCUAUACGUCCAUCAGCAACGUACAGCAAGCAUUCCGAUGUGCGACCCGCGACUCCCGGCCAGACGGCUGUCCGCCCUGUCCCAUCGGUUUCGUCGGCUCGAUCGGCUACGAGAUGAAGGACGUCACGCUUCCGCUGAGUGCGCGACCUUGCUUGAGAAUCAAUGAGAAGGACGAGGCGCAGCCAGAGGCGGUGCUGGCAUUUGCCGACCGCGUCUUGUCGUAUGCGUACGAUUCGGGCGAAUGGGCCGCAAGCGGACUCGUGGUGACGGGCCAGCUACCUGAAGAUGUCGAUGACCUGACGUCCGGUCUCGGCACAGAGGAGAAGGAAUGGGACAUGUGGUUGUCGACGAUUCGCCAGACUCUCGCCUCGACCCCUCCUCGGACUCCGUCCCAGACGCCCGCGCCGCUUCCUACCAACUUCACCCCCGACCAGUUUCGCUCCAACUACAUGGAGUCGAUUGAGCGCGCGCGCCAGUCCAUCAUCGCCGGCAACGCCUACGAGCUCUGCCUCACCACCCAAUUCCGUUCGACCUUACCCGCCGACUCGCCGCUCGUCGCCGACCCGUACCCUCUCUAUCUCCAACUCCGCGCGACCAACCCUGCACCAUACUCCGCCUACUUCCACCUUCCGUCGUCCGACCUCACCCUACUCUCGUCUUCGCCAGAACGCUUCAUCCGCAUCGACCGCCACGGGCGCGCGGACAUGAAGCCGAUCAAGGGCACUGUCCGCCGAGCCCCUGAUGACCCUGCCGAAGACGAGCGACGCAAGCAGGCGCUCGAGGCGGACACAAAGGAGCGCGCCGAGAACCUCAUGAUCGUCGACCUCAUCCGGAACGACUUGCUCGCCAGCUGCACGGUCGAGAGUGUCGAGGUGCCGAAGCUCAUGAAGGUUGAGACGUAUCAAACGGUACACCAGCUCGUCACGACCGUGGUCGGCCAGCUUGGUGCAGGCGUCGCGCCGUUUGAAGCGCUGGCUAGGGCUUUCCCGCCCGGCUCGAUGACCGGCGCACCAAAGCUGCGGAGUCUGCAGCUGCUGGACGAGCUCGAGCGGCAUGUUCCGCGACGCGCCUAUUCGGGCGUCUUCGGGUACCUCGCCGUCGACGGCUCGAGCGACUGGUCUGUCGUCAUCCGCACGCUCGUCAAGCGCGGUCGAGAACUCACUCUCGGUGCCGGCGGCGCCAUCACGCAUCUCUCAGAUCCCGCGAAGGAAUGGGAGGAGGUCCUCACCAAGGCCGACGCCGUCCUGGGGCGUGCAGCUUCUUGA